Molecule: messenger RNA, 2355 nt
Organism: Acanthopagrus latus (yellowfin seabream)
Lineage: Eukaryota; Metazoa; Chordata; Actinopteri; Spariformes; Sparidae
Gene: katna1
Product: katanin p60 (ATPase containing) subunit A 1
Exons: 11
Coding region: 284-1759 (491 amino acids)
Biological process (GO): microtubule severing
Cellular component (GO): microtubule cytoskeleton
Molecular function (GO): microtubule binding; microtubule severing ATPase activity; ATP binding
Source: RefSeq, a predicted model, not a curated record
CAUGUUGAGUUUAGUUGCGAUGAUGUCAGUUUUAGAAGAGGCUGUGAGCUGGACCGUCCACACAGGCCGGGGUAACGCGUCGUUACACUCAAUACUUACGUUGGCUGUUUUCCUCCAACACCAACAAUGAAGCUGUCCGUCUCCCCUGGACCGCACGGUACCGUCCGGUGUCACAUUGUGCCACAACAACUGUGUUUUAGAUGGGCGAGGCUGCGGCUAAUUCCUGGAGCGUGAAGUCGAACGGCCGUGAAGCAGCCACCCUUUUAGUUUCACAGACAGCACCAUGAGUCUACGAGAGAUCAGUGAGAAUGUGAAGCUGGCCCGCGAGUACGCCUUGCUUGGAAACUACAGCUCUGCUAGCGUUCUCUAUCAUGGAUUGCUUGAACAAAUUAAAAAGUAUGCGUACACCGUGCGAGACAGCAGUUUUCAGCAGAGGUGGCAGCAGUUGUGGCAGGAAAUUAGUGAAGAGAAUCGACAAGUUCAGGACAUCAUGUCGACUCUUGAAAACUUUCAGCUGGACACGACGCCUGCUAAACCCAGUAACCACGACGACUGUGAGAUAAGGCCUGUGCACAUGGAACCAAGACAUUCUCCCAACCCUGUCAGGCGGCCCUCUAACCCCUAUAAAGACAGCAAACCUACCAACAACCGCCUUAGUGUGGCUGUGAGGGCCCAGCAAAGGCAUUCGCCUCGGGGGGGCAACGGGGACAGAAGUAAACCCUUCAAGGGCAAAGAAAAGAAGGAGUCAAAGGAGGUGAAGGAGGCCGCUGGCAAAGCAAAGGAUGAUAAGAACAAAGCAGAUGUCCAGGAGAAAGAAGUGAAAAAGUUUGACGGGACAGGAUAUGACAAAGACCUUGUGGAAGCUCUGGAGAGAGAUAUUAUAUCUCAGAAUCCAAAUGUUAAAUGGGACAACAUUGCAGAUUUGGAAGAUGCAAAAAAACUCCUGAAAGAAGCGGUUGUGUUGCCGAUGUGGAUGCCAGCAUUUUUCAAAGGCAUACGGAGACCAUGGAAGGGAGUGCUUAUGGUGGGACCUCCAGGCACAGGGAAAACACUUCUGGCCAAAGCAGUAGCUACUGAGUGCAGAACCACAUUCUUCAAUGUCUCCUCAUCCACUCUCACCUCAAAGUACAGAGGGGAGUCUGAGAAGCUGGUUCGCCUGCUCUUUGAAAUGGCCCGUUUUUAUGCUCCCACUACAAUCUUCAUUGAUGAAAUUGACUCCAUGUGCAGCCGGAGAGGGACUUCAGAGGAACAUGAGGCCAGCCGGAGAGUCAAGGCAGAGCUACUGGUGCAGAUGGAUGGUGUUGGUGGAGCAUCAGAAAACGAUGACCCAUCCAAGAUGGUGAUGGUGCUGGCUGCCACCAACUUCCCAUGGGACAUCGAUGAGGCUCUGAGAAGACGACUAGAGAAGAGGAUCUACAUCCCUCUGCCAUCAACCAAAGGGAGAGUGGAGCUUCUCAGGAUCAACCUGAAGGAGCUGGAGCUAGCCAGCAAUGUGGACUUGGACAAGAUCGCAGAGCAGUUGGAGGGUUACUCAGGAGCUGACAUUACCAAUGUGUGCAGGGAUGCCUCUCUGAUGGCCAUGAGGCGAAGAAUCGAGGGCCUCACACCAGAGGAGAUUCGCAACAUAUCCCGGGAUGAAAUGCACAUGCCCACCACCAUGGAGGACUUUGAGUCAGCUCUGAAGAAAGUGUCUAAAUCCGUAUCUGCAGCUGAUCUGGAAAAGUAUGAAAAGUGGAUUGAAGAGUUUGGGUCCUGUUGAAAAACACCAGCAACCGUGUGUCUGACAUUGUAACUCUAGUUAAUAUUGACUCUGUGUGUGUGUGUGUGUGUGUGUGUGUGUGUGUGUGUGUGUGUGUGUGUGUGUGUGUGUGUUAGGUUGUGGAUGUGUAUUUCGUCGAACCAUUCAGGUGAUACUGAAGAAAUGAGUAAGGUUUAUUACUUUAAGUAAAUACAUGCACUUACAAAAUGGCCCCUCUUCUUAUUGUACAUUAUAUUAAUGUUGUCCAAAAGCCUUUAUCUAAAAAGGGUGACUUAAGAGGCAACAUUUUUUCAAAUGUUUAACAGAAACCUAAAAUUAUCAAACAUGUUCAUCAAAAUCUUCUUUAGCUUUCACAAAAACAUACAAAUCUGACGACACGAUAUACCCCUCACCACACUAAUUUUCAUAGAUGUUUCCUUAUGUUGCCUUCACAAGUGUCUUAAUGUCAAUCUAAUGUUAUGCCUGUUUUUUGUUUUUUUUAUGCACUUGAUCUUACUUGGAACCAUGUGGUUCCUUCACAUUUUGAAGAUGUAAGCUCUUAUGAACAUAACACUAACAUGAUAUUUCUAAAUAAAGUUAAUGAGAAUGGAUAUAAA